Messenger RNA from Spodoptera littoralis (African cotton leafworm), 1203 nucleotides. The record is from the annotation of a GenBank genome assembly. NCBI's taxonomy places the organism in Eukaryota, Metazoa, Arthropoda, Insecta, Lepidoptera, Noctuidae.
AUGUUACCGGGAAUUGGGGUUUUUGGAACUGGAGCUAUUGCGAAGGUUUUGGUGCCAUUUUUAAGAGAAAAAGGAUUUCCAGUUGAAGCGAUAUGGGGUGUAACUCUACAAGAAGCAGAAAUAGCUGCCAAAGAACUGAAGAUACCAUUUUUCACGAACAAAAUCGAUGAUGUUUUGCUGAAGAAGAAUGUCAGUUUAGUAUUUAUUGUAUGUGCGCCUAACUUACACGCUCAGAUAUCAGUGAAGGCGUUGGGUAUUGGGAAACAUGUUGUCUGUGACAAACCUGCUGGGCUCUGUCAAACGGAAGCCUUGAAAAUGGUACGUGCCGCUCAGUACUACCCAACCCUAAUAUCAAUAGUCAAUCAUUCCUUACGUUUCUUGCCAGCUUUCAGUCAUAUGAAGAAGUGUAUCAAUGAUGGCUACUUGGGCAAUCCAGAUGAACUGACUUUAGUAGAUGUUAGAGUUCAGAUGGGUCCACUGAUUGGUGACACCUACAAUUGGCUCUGUGAUGACACUAUGGGAGGAGGAACGCUUACAUUAGUUGGUAGUCAUGUUAUAGAUCUAGUGUCCUUUUUGACUGGCCAGAAGGUUGUCAAAGUACACGGAGUUCUGAGGACUUUCGUAGAAGAAACAAGCAAAGUGAAUGGAAUAAGGAAGAUUACUGCACCAGAUUUCUGUACAUUCCAAUUACAAAUGGAUAAAGGUUUACUUGUUACAGCAACACUGAACAACCAUUUGCCUGGACCAUGCUUUAAUCAAGAAAUAUAUGUGUGCAGCAAAAAAGGAUACUUGGUUGUAAAAGGUGGGGACCUUCAUGGUAAACUACACAAGCCUAAUGCUAAGUCUAUAGAGGAGGAAGGAAAAAGGCCUCAUGAUAAGGAAGAGGUCAUUUAUGUUGAUGUUGAGGAUUUGAGUUGUGCCUCUAGUGUUGUCCCUAAACCCUACAUAAAGGGACUUUGUAAAAUGAUAAGUGCUCUGAAAGAAGCGUUUUUACCUGUCAAAGAGCAAACGGAUUGGGUAAAAGAACCUGUAAAGGCCGCAGCAACAUUUGAGGAUGGUCAAAGAGUUCAAGCCACUAUGGAGGCGUUACGUCAGUCAAAUGAGGAUGGUUGUUGGAUAACUGUGCAGCUACUCACUGAACCACCAGACCCCAACCCGGCAUUGUCUGCGGCAGUGAGACGCACUGCCAUAUCUUUACAAUAG